Molecule: messenger RNA, 2917 nt
Organism: Juglans regia (Persian walnut)
Lineage: Eukaryota; Viridiplantae; Streptophyta; Magnoliopsida; Fagales; Juglandaceae
Product: protein SCARECROW-like
Exons: 2
Coding region: 251-2722 (823 amino acids)
Biological process (GO): radial pattern formation; maintenance of protein location in nucleus; regulation of DNA-templated transcription
Cellular component (GO): nucleus
Molecular function (GO): sequence-specific DNA binding; DNA-binding transcription factor activity
Source: RefSeq, a predicted model, not a curated record
GCUGCUCGUGUUCAUGGGUUGAGAAUUUGAGAGUGAAAGAGGGAAGAAUCCCAAGGCGGCUGUCCCAAUCUUCACACAGUUAUCUGCUUGGAUGAUCUGAUGAUCUUCCUUCUCAUUUCAUGCAGCACAAAUGGCUCCCUUUUCAUUUGCAAUGCCUCUGCGUUUCUCCGGGAAAACAACACCUGCAGAUUCUCCUCCAAUAUUAUUAUUUCCUCAUCCACUAGCCUUGCUUCCGUGAUCAGUACUCUCCAUGGCUGCUUGUACUUUGCUUGAUGCUGGUAUCAAUGGCAAUAACAGCGACGACACUACAGAUCGUAGUAAUAUCAUUUUCAAUGGUAGAAGUCCCUUGACGAGUACUGCCUCCAACAAAAGCAUUAAUAAUAUCAUGUUCACAGGCAUCUGCGAGGAACAGCCUCAGAAUCGCGGCCUUCAACAUUGCCAGUCCAACGGAAAGAUGAUGAGAAAGAGGAUGGCCUCUGAGAUUGACAUGGAGAUUCAGUCGACCCUGAUCACGGCAAGUACCGCCGGCAAAAAUGAUUAUACGAGGUUGUCCAGCAGAUCAAGUGUUGCCACAAUUAGCAACAGUACUGCAUCGUCGAUGAGUGGUGGUGGCAGCUCUUUUCCACCCGUGACAGCUAGUGAUAAUUAUAUUAUUUCUCCCGGAGAAAACUUUUCCAAACCAAAUCCAAAACAGACCAACAACUACUCCACUUCGCUACCUUCGUCCAUGAAUUUGACCACCAUGACGUCAUCAGGCGAGGGCUUAUCUUGUGGGUUUCUAUCUUGUGUUACACCUGUGACCUUAAGUCAUGAUCACGAUUAUAACGAAGAGACCCUGUCACUUCAUCAUCAGCAUCAGCAUCAUGAUUAUGGUCAUGAUCAUCAAACUUCUGCUCAUCACCUGAACCAGACCCCUGCUGUUUGUGGGUUUUCGGGCCUGCCCUUGUUUUCUCCCGAAAGCAGAAGUGUUCCUAAUCCGAGUGGUACUGCUUUUACUGCCAGUUCAGCUUCCAUGGAAGAUAGCUCAGCCACAGCGUGGAUCGACGGCGUCAUAAAGGAUCUAAUCCAUAGUUCCAACAACGUAUCCAUUCCACAGCUCAUCCAGAACGUGAGAGAGAUUAUCUACCCUUGUAAUCCCAACCUUGCUGCCCUCCUUGAGUAUAGGCUCCGCUUCCUGACAUCAACCGACCCCAUCCCAAACUGCCCGGAGAGGAGAAGGGCGGUGGCUCAGCAGCAACAGCAAGGGUUGGUGCAAGGAUCUUCAGAGAGGAUUAAGUUGAAUCUUUUAGAUUCUGGUAAUUUCUCCUCUCCUGAGUCCAUGAAUCAAUUAUACUUGCACUGGGGAGUUGCACCACUGCCGAGUGCUUCCCCUGAUCCUGCCGUCGACGAUCAUAACCAUCAGCAGCAGCAGCAGGCAUGCGGUUCUUCAAUUCUUUCAUUGAAUCAAGUGCAUCAAGUACAAGAGAAACGACGGCAAGAAGAGCAGGAAAACUCUUCCCCUGCAGAGAUUGCAGCGCCAGCGACUUCAACUGCUUGUAUUACUACUAGUGCAGCAAUCCUUUCGAGGGAGAAGAAAUUAGAAGAGAUGCGACAGCAGAAAAGAGACGAGGAAGGCUUACACCUCCUGACCUUACUCCUGCAAUGUGCCGAAGCUGUUUCCGUUGAUAAUUUUGAGGAAGCGAACAAGACCCUACUAGAGAUUUCUGAACUGUCGACACCCUUUGGUACGGCCGCACAGCGUGUGGCGGCAUACUUCUCGGAGGCUAUGUCCGCAAGACUAGUGAGCUCGUGCCUAGGAAUAUAUGCAGCGCUGCCCCAUAGCCAUAGCUAUAGCCAAAAGUUGGCUUCGGCCUUCCAAGUGUUCAACGGCAUCAGCCCCCUCGUGAAGUUCUCGCAUUUCACGGCAAAUCAGGCCAUACAAGAAGCAUUCGAGGGAGAGGAGAGGGUUCACAUCAUAGAUUUAGACAUCAUGCAAGGUCUCCAAUGGCCUGGUCUCUUUCACAUCUUGGCUUGUAGACCUGGGGGACCUCCUUAUGUGCGCCUCACAGGCCUAGGGACCUCCAUGGACGCUCUCGAGGCUACCGGCAAGCGCUUGUCUGACUUCGCCGAGAAACUGGGGAUUCCUUUUGAGUUCUUUCCGGUGGCGGAAAAGGUCGGGAACUUGGACCCGGAGAGGCUCAACGGCAGCAAGAGAGAGGCUCUUGCCGUCCACUGGUUGCAACAUUCCCUUUAUGAUGUCACUGGUUCCGACACCAAUACGCUGUGGCUUUUGCAGAGGUUGGCACCAAAAGUGGUGACGGUGGUAGAGCAAGACCUGAGCCACGCAGGCUCGUUCUUGGGAAGGUUUGUGGAGGCAAUACAUUACUACACAGCGCUGUUCGACUCGCUAGGGGCAAGCAGCUAUGGGGAGGAGAGCGAGGAGAGGCAUGUGGUAGAGCAGCAGCUGCUAUCGAGAGAGAUCCGAAACGUUUUGGCUGUUGGGGGGCCGUCGAGGAGUGGGGAGGUGAAGUUCCACAACUGGAGGGAGAAGCUGCAGCAGUGUGGAUUCAAGGGGAUAUCUUUGGGUGGGAACGCAGCCACUCAGGCCACUUUGCUCCUGGGGAUGUUCCCUUCUGAUGGUUACACUUUGGUGGAGGACAAUGGCACCCUCAAGCUUGGUUGGAAAGACCUUUGCUUGCUCACUGCCUCCGCCUGGAGACCACCCUUUUCCCGUUACUACUGAUGAUGAUCAUGAUCAAGAAUCUUAAUUCCCACUAUAUUUGUACCUUUUUUUCCAAGAUGAUGAUGCAGUACUUAGAUCUAGCUAAGCUACUUUUUCAAUAAUUAGCAUCUAUAAUUAAUGCAUGUCGCCUCUAAUUGUCAUUUAUAUAUCAUGGUAUGAUCUCAUUUCAUCUUCAUUACCACAGUACGUCCUACU